This is a messenger RNA of Haliotis rufescens (red abalone), 814 nucleotides long. RefSeq names its product C-type lectin domain family 17, member A-like. Gene Ontology annotation, cellular component: external side of plasma membrane. The coding region runs from base 55 to 522 and encodes 155 amino acids. Lineage: Eukaryota; Metazoa; Mollusca; Gastropoda; Lepetellida; Haliotidae. Gene Ontology annotation, molecular function: carbohydrate binding. The transcript is spliced from 3 exons. Gene Ontology annotation, biological process: biological process involved in interspecies interaction between organisms. The record is from RefSeq and is a predicted model, not a curated record.
UCUGUGUUUUACAUACAGAAACACCGACGGUGUCAGUUCCAUGACGUGUUGUUCAUGUCACCCGGGGACGGAGACCAAGAGGAAGGCACCGAGUACUACAGCUUAACGACAGGUGCUUGUCCAUCUGGCUACGUCCACAACCGCCUCCUCAAUUUCUGCUAUCAGCUUCAUCCCGACAAGCUCCCGUACGACGUUGGUCUUGCUGACUGUACGUCCAGAGGAGAACACUUUGUUGCUAUUGACAGUGCGGACAAGCAGAACCACGUGGUCAAGCAGAUCAUGUCGUCAUCAGCAACUAUGACCAGUAGCUACUAUUUCGAUGGUUCAGAUGCGGCAAAUGAAGGAGAGUGGGUUUUCCAUGAUGGCCGACCCAUGACCUAUUUUGCCUGGAUUCCAGGCCGCCCGGCUAAUGAAAAGGCUGAGCAUGAUUACAUCGUAGCCAACAAAGGUAGCAAUGCAUUUACUUGGAAAGACAGGGAGAAGGGAGAAACAAAGUACUACAUCUGCCAAAAAGACCUUUGAAAUCAGCAGUCAGCAAAUAUUUUCUUUUGCUAAAGAUUAAAACAGGCAACACAAGAGAUCCCCUCGUUCUUUGUUGGAUACAUCCACAUUGGAACUAUAUAUGUGCGCGUGACUAUCUCAUGCUAAAGCAUCACUUAUCGGUAGUCUCCUGUGCAUGAGCCAGCAUGUUAUACGAACUUUAUGCGGCGGUAUAUGCCCCUAUAUGGAUUAAAAUCAUAUAAUAGCAACUUUUUCGGUGCUGCCAUAGGUAUAACGUAUGCGUGUACACUAUGUAGUGGAAUAAACUAUGAUG